UCUGUAUGAAGUCUGUCAACUGUGAAAAUGUUUCUGCUUAUUCGCAGAAUGGGUACUGUUGAAGUACCAGUCUCUUUUUAUUCGUAUGGAAACUUUGAACAGUGUAUUUUUUUCUUAGACUGUGCUGGAAACUUCACUGCUGUUUAGGUCUGAAGUCUCAUGGUCAUCCAAGCACACUUUUAUCACAUUAAUAUUAUAAUAUCUCACCUAUUGCUUACACCACUCUAGACAUGGAGUGGACUUCCAGUGAAGAUGAAGACCAGGAACAGAUUCAGCUCAAAGCUAUUAGACCACACAGAGCAGUGAAAUUUGAUCUGACAGAAACAAAUCGAGAAGACUUAGAAGCUCAGCGUUACCAUGAGCCCAAACAAACGAAUGCCCUGCAAAGGAACAGUUGGUCCUCUUCAACCCAGAGGGUCCUGUCCUCCAUGCCUAGCCGCUCUAUCAGAUUUAAUCAGUCGACUGCGUUCUCCCGAUCCACCGAGUCGCGAAGAAGACGACCUCUUAGCUUUGUGUCUACCGCUCACUGCACCACAGACCAGGAUGUCUUCAGAAGGCAGCCAGACUGCCAAUAUAGUGUAACUCAAAAUGAAGACCUGCUAAACAAACUACAAGGUUUGUCUGCAGCUGAAUGUGUGCGGGUGUUGCGUGAAAUGCCUCUUAGUGUUUUGGAGAAGCGUCAGAUCAGAGCUUGGUUUGUCUUAUGGGAUGCUGGACAGCCUCUCUCUGCUAACAGAGUCCAGUGCUGCCAUCGGUUUAAAGCUUGGUUCUUGAAGGUUUUGUGUGGUGGCUGCUACGGAAGGGUCUCCCAGCAGAAAUCCAUACAGCUCUGGCAUGGAGUGCUUAAAAAGAUCAGCGCCCACUUUGGCACUGGGAUUCUAUCCUAUUUCAUCUUCCUCAGAAGACUGUUACAUUUCAACAUCCUCCUCUUCCUCAUCGCAGGCCUUUUCCUGGUUAUACCACAAAUCUCAAAUCCUUUUUCAUCACAAUACAAACCUGAAGCCACAGCUGACCUCUGGAUGCUUACUGGCAUGGGCAUUCUCACAGACUCUGUGAUGUUUUAUGGCCACUAUGCCACCAAUAACACCUGUCAAUUGGAAAUAAAACCAUGUUCAGACAAUUAUAACAUACCGCUGGCAUAUAUUUUUACUAUUGGAACAGGCAUGUUUAUCACAUUUGUGAUGCUUGUUUACAGUAUAUCUAAAUCAUUUGGAAAGAGUUCUCGCAUUUUCAAGACUACCGGUAACCUAGCUUUAAAGGUUUUCUGCUCUUGGGAUUUUAAAGUCAGCAAGAGACGGUCUGUUAAGCUGCAGUCGGUGAACAUCUGCAUUCAGCUGAAGGAGAUGCUGUCUGAGAUCAGCUGCAAAAAACAGAAGAGGAACUUGCAUUCGACUUUUGGCUGGUUGAGUCUACACUUUCUUGUAUGGACCAUUUGCCUGUUUUGCAUAGCUAUUUGCAUGCUGGCUGUAUACCACUUUCACCCUUACCUUGAACAGGAUAGUAAAAAGAAAGCUGUUGAUUUGCUGAAACUGCCUUUGGUCGUGUCUUGCAUCAGUCAUCUACUGCCUGGUUUCUUCGACAUGUUAUCCAGGGUAGAGCAUUACGCCUCCCCAAGCACUCGGAUUUAUGUGUCCAUUGCAAGGAACCUGUUGUUGAAGGGUUGCAUUUUUAGUGCGUUGUGUUACUACUGGCUCAAGACCAUUUCUGGCAAAGGACAAAAUACACGAGAGUGUUGGGAGACAUUGGUUGGUCAAGAGCUUUACCGUUUGGUUUUAAUGGAUCUGCUGUUUGCGAUGUCAUACAUCAUCUUGGCAGAGUUUCUGUGGGGGCUGUGUAUAAGAAACAUCACAUUAAGAAGAAGGAAACUGGAGUUUGACAUCGCACGGGAUGUUCUGGAGCUCAUCUACGGCCAAACGCUUGUGUGGUUUGGUGUGCUGUUUUCACCGCUGUUGCCUGCAGUUCAAAUUGGGAAACUGGUUCUACUCUUCUACUUCAAAAAGACGAGUUUGAUGAUGAACUUUCAACCACCCAGGAAACACUGGAGGGCCACUCAGAUGAGCUCAUUCUUCAUUAAACUCCUGUUUUUCCCCUCCUUCACUGGGGCCCUGGCAUGUGUUAUUUAUGCAAUGUGGAGGGUCACGCCCUCAUUAAAUUGUGGGCCCUUCAGUAACCUCCCCAGCAUGCUUCGCUUAGGCAAGGAGUGGAUCAAGAACCUGGGCGAGUCAAAACCCAAUAUGUUUUGGCUCAGCUGGGCUUAUAAUAACCUGGUGGACAACCCUUUGUUCCUCUUCAUCACUGCAGGCCUGUUACUUGCCAGUAUAUACAUUCACAUGCAAGUUUUGGAUGGCCAAAAGAGAAUCAUUGCUAAGUUACAAGAACAAAUAGACAAUGAGGGGGAAGAUAAGAAGUUCCUUAUAGCUAAACUGCAGGCCCUCAAUGAGGCAGGUGCUCAGAACUAAGAUGAAGGCACAUUCCACACCUUUCAACUUGCAGAGGUUGAUUUCCUUCUUGUGAACAGGGUUUUUUUCCAUGAACUUGUCACCUGCUGAUUACUAGUUUUAUCCAGGAAGGCUGAAUUCUACAGAAAUGGAUUCGGAAGAAUGCAAGA
Messenger RNA from Carassius gibelio (silver crucian carp), 2608 nucleotides. RefSeq names its product transmembrane channel-like protein 6 (gene tmc6a). The transcript is spliced from 21 exons. Gene Ontology annotation, molecular function: mechanosensitive monoatomic ion channel activity. Gene Ontology annotation, cellular component: plasma membrane. The coding region runs from base 231 to 2459 and encodes 742 amino acids. NCBI's taxonomy places the organism in Eukaryota, Metazoa, Chordata, Actinopteri, Cypriniformes, Cyprinidae. The record is from RefSeq and is a predicted model, not a curated record.